AUGGAAAACCACACAAUGGUUACACAAUUCAUUUUAGAGGGUUUCCAAGGCAAUAUGGAACUACAGCUGGCUCUCUCUAUUCUCUUCCUGCUGUUGUAUGUCAUUACCUUAAUAGGAAAUAUUGGAAUGAUAACCAUCAUCACUACUGAUGGCCAACUGCAAAGUCCUAUGUACUUUUUCUUGAAAAACUUAUCCUUCUUGGAUGUCUGCUACUCUUCAGUCAUCACUCCUAAAGCCAUGCUGAGUUUUGCUACUGGAAACAAGGCCAUUUCCUACAAUGAGUGUGCCACUCAAAUGUUUUUCUUCUCUCUCUUUGGGACCACCGAAUGUUUUUUCCUUGCUGUGAUGGCGUAUGAUCGGUUCACUGCCAUCUGCAAUCCGCUGCUUUACAAUGUCACCAUGUCCAAGAAGACCUGCACACUUCUGGUGGCCAUUUCCUACUGUUUUGGCUUUAUCAAUUGUUGCACACAAACAAGCCUUUCAUUCAGCUUGUCCUACUGUGAGCCAGGGGAGAUCAACCAGUUCUUUUGUGAUGUCCCAGCAGUCAUGAAGGCCUCUUGCUCAGACACUUUUGUAAAUGAAAUGGUGCUUUUGGGGAUGUGUGGAUUUAUCAUUAUUAUCACCUCCACAACUGUCCUAAUCUCCUAUGGCUACAUAGUAGCCACAAUCCUGCGCAUACCUUCGGUGGAGGGGAGACACAAGGCUUUCUCAACCUGUACUUCUCAUAUCAUGGCUGUAGUCUUGUUCUUUGGGACAGCUUUCUUUAUGUACGGCCAACCUGGAGCUCUCGCUUCUCCUAACCAAGGUAAAGUGGUAUCUGUCUUCUACACUAUUGUCAUCCCAAUGUUGAACCCAUUAAUCUACAGCUUGAGGAACAAGGAGGUCAAAGAUGCCUUGGGAAGACUGUUGAAAAGGUUCGCUUUCACCCAGUAA
Molecule: messenger RNA, 933 nt
Organism: Podarcis muralis (Common wall lizard)
Lineage: Eukaryota; Metazoa; Chordata; Lepidosauria; Squamata; Lacertidae
Product: olfactory receptor OR9H1-like
Biological process (GO): G protein-coupled receptor signaling pathway
Cellular component (GO): membrane
Molecular function (GO): olfactory receptor activity; G protein-coupled receptor activity
Source: RefSeq, a predicted model, not a curated record